GGUGAAUAGCUCAUUUAAGCAACUGAAGUAGGGCAGCCUAUUCUCUUACUUGGGAAAUAGCAGGAAUUUGUAACUGUCUUGGUGCGAGACCCCAGGACACAAAAAGAAGACUCAUGGCAUUCUUACAUAGACUAUGAGAUAUUUAUUCACACAAACAGCAUGUGCUUUACAAGGAAAACGUCUUGUGUUAGACGACGCUUUCGAGAAUUUGUUUGGCUUCGGCAGAGGCUUCAGAGCAAUGCAGUGCUUAUACAGCUACCUGAACUGCCAUCUAAAACUCCCUUUUUCAAUAUGAACAAUCCUCAUCACGUGGACCAUCGCCGGCAGGGUCUGCAAGAAUUCCUGGAAAAGAUCCUACAAGAUGCAUUAUUGCUUUCAGACAGUAGGCUUCACCUCUUCUUACAGACUCAGCUGAGCCCAGAAGAUAUGGAGGCUUGUGUAUCUGGACAGACCAAAUACUCUGUUGCUGAUGCGAUUCAUAAGUUCGCCUCUUUGAACAGGCGUUUUCCUAUAGAACACGAAGAGAGAAAAAAAGGAAAAAACGAUGCAGACUCCGACUCAGAGAGUUCAUCCUCCGGGCUCAGACCUAGUGAUGACAGCAUUUCAUGUGGACGUAAAGCAAGCCCAGCUUCUGAAGAAUCAUGAAAAAUCAUCCCUGUAUUGCUAUCUUAAGGACAGUACAAAGCAGUUUCUGCUCUGUUUACUGGUUACGCAUACCACGUAAACGCGUCUGGCUGGUAACGCGUACCUAAAAGACGCGUCAUCAAUACAACCAUAUAUCCGUACAAAAUUUUCAAAACAGACCUUGAUACUAUUUCUUUGUUGAUUUUAUUAUGUACGUUGAUUCAGGUCUACAUACUACCUAUUACAUUUAGGUUUUUGUGACUAUUAAAAUCUCAGUAUUGGGUAAGUCAUGCU
This is a messenger RNA of Phaethon lepturus (White-tailed tropicbird), 918 nucleotides long. It is a transcript of the gene SNX10, whose product is annotated as sorting nexin 10. NCBI's taxonomy places the organism in Eukaryota, Metazoa, Chordata, Aves, Phaethontiformes, Phaethontidae. Gene Ontology annotation, biological process: intracellular protein transport. Gene Ontology annotation, molecular function: phosphatidylinositol binding. The transcript has 6 exons. Bases 160 to 645 code for a protein of 161 amino acids. The record is from RefSeq and is a predicted model, not a curated record.